Messenger RNA from Sorex fumeus (smoky shrew), 5497 nucleotides. It is a transcript of the gene MDC1, whose product is annotated as mediator of DNA damage checkpoint 1. Gene Ontology annotation, molecular function: protein binding. Gene Ontology annotation, biological process: positive regulation of transcription initiation by RNA polymerase II. The transcript is spliced from 15 exons. The coding region runs from base 93 to 4967 and encodes 1624 amino acids. Lineage: Eukaryota; Metazoa; Chordata; Mammalia; Eulipotyphla; Soricidae. The record is from RefSeq and is a predicted model, not a curated record. Gene Ontology annotation, cellular component: nucleus.
CCUCAGGUUCUUCUGGGCGGAGACGAUGAGGACUUAUGCCACUCGGAUUAUAAUACUCCUCCUAACUUGACGCCCCUUCCCGAAUUUAGAUCAUGGAAGAUACCCAGGUUAUUAACUGGGACCUUGAGGAAGAGGAGGAAACAGAAGAACCCAGUGAACCUCUGGGGCAUAGCUUGGAACCUGUAGGGAGACUACGUUUCUUCAGCAGUCCCCAAGCACCAGAAAAAGAUUUCCCACUCUACCUGGGGAAGAAUGUGGUAGGUCGAAUGCCUGAUUGCGCUGUGGCCCUGCCCUUCUCAUCCAUCUCCAAACAACAUGCAGUGAUUGAAAUCUUGGCCUGUGACAAGGCACCUAUCCUCCGAGAUUGUGGGAGCCUCAAUGGUACUCAGAUUCUGAGACCUCCAAAAGUCUUAAAACAUGGAAUGAGUCAUCGUCUGAGGGACCAGGAGUUGAUUCUCUUUGGUGACUUGCCCUGCCAGUAUUAUCGCCUGGCUAUCCCCAAGCCGUUUGUUUGCCGGGGCCCUUUAACUGUGGAGCAGACACCGAGAGUUCAGGGAGCUCAACCCCAGGAACUCCUGUUGGCUGAGGACUCAGAGGAGGAAGUAGAUCCUACUUUUGAAGAACCAAAAACCACAUCUUCCCCUUUGACGACAGUAGUUCCAGAGAGUGAUGAAGAGGGAGGGUUGCCUGCCCCGGAUGGUCCUGGGCCACCUUUUGUCUUCAACCUGGACAGUGACACAGAUGAAGAAAUUAAGCCACCAGUUUCAGGAGGGGACUCCUUCAUUGCCAGAAGAGAUGCCAUUGCAGAGACAGAACCAAAAACUGAUGGAACCGCAGCUGAGUCCCAGAUUGCAAAGGAUCCAUGUGCAGUGAAGAAAAAGAACCAUGACAGCAAAGCUGAGAGUGAUCCUGGUGGGGAGAAGAGCCAAGCUGCUGACGAGGACAGUGACACGGAUGUGGAUGACAAGAGCAUAUCCACAGGUCGGCUUGCUGGAGACCAUUUGGAAAUGAUCCGUUCUUCUGGUUUCAUGGACAGUGAUACUGAUGUGGAAGAAGAAGGGAUCCCGGCAACCCCCGCAGUUGCUCCUUUGAAACAGAGGCUGGUCAUCUAUGGAGUAGGCACAAACAGUUCUGGGGCACCAGACUUGACACAUCGGCAGGAGAAUCCAAGUGAUAGUGACACAGAUGUGGAGGAGAGCAAGGCCCCACUGCCUGCUCCUCUGGAGAGAAGCCUAGGCUCCAUGGAGAUUGACAACGAGAAGGAUGACAAGGAAGAAAUCUCAGUAGCUCCCCCUUUGGUAUCCCUGAAAGAGGAAACCAAAGAGAGCCUUGCCAUUAAAUGCAGCGGAAGUCCAGACACAGAAGGGAGCAGUGCCCAACCUGUGGGUCUUCUAGAACAAAACCAAACCUCCACUAGGAGGGGCAGUCACACAGACAUGGAGGAGAAGGGAAUUCCUGUGAAAAAGAAAGGAAGAACUGUCUCUAAGGGUCACCCAGACAAGGCACAUCCAGAAAAGCACCAAUCUCCUCUUGGGGACAGUGAUAGAAAGGUAGAUAUCAGCUCUGCUGGGGUCCAGUUGGAGGGAAACCAAGCCUCUGCCACAGAGGUCAUCAGCAAACAGGUGGAGAAAAAGUAUCAGGUACCCGUGGUGUGGACAAAUCAAAGAAAUGUGGAAGCAGAAGAGGAUCCAAGAAAACUGCCUGGAGUGCAUCCAGAAACAUCCCAGUCCACUGCUAGCGUCUGUGGGGCACAUGCAGAAAAGGGCACAUCCUUAGUAUCCUCAGCAGUGGCAGAUGUAAGCAAGAGCCACCUUGGGACAGAGUGUGCUGUGGUUCUCCUUGAGCCAAAGAAGGAACUGGAGACCGAGGCUCAGGGUGGGUCACCUGUGGUACAAGUGAAGGAGGACUCUUGCCCUAUCUCAGGGGAGAACCCAACAGAUCUGGUGGUGGACAAAGGUAUUCCAUGGGAAAAACCCACUCAGCCACUGAGAGAGGAAGCCCAGAGCCCCCUAGAAAAGGAGAAACACCAGGCCCACAGAAUCAAGGACUCAGGAGACAGCCAUGAUGAUUCUGAAGACCUAGACUUGCAGGCUACCCAGUGCUUUGUGAAGGUCGAAACUCAGAGUGUGGAAGCAGAACAGAGCAUGGAGGAUGAAGCCACUCAGGCCUACCUGCUACCCCAUGAACCUGGACCUUCCUGUUGCAGCAUGCCGGCCCAAGGUGCCCUGGAUGAGUCAUGGGAGGUCUUGGCUACACAGCCAUUCUGUUCAAGAGAGUCUGAGACCCCUGAGAGCCAGCCUGCUACAGCCUUCCCUGAGGACACUGGAUCUUGCCUCUCUUUACCUGGAGUAGCACCACAGGACCAACAUCCUGAGAGUCCAGUUCCCAAACAGCCAUGGGAGAUUGAAGACAGAGGAAUGCAAACUGUGGAAGAAGACUUGGGCCGCUUCAGUUGUCAGAUACCACCCUCUGAGGAGACAUCCAGGGAUGAUCAGGAAUCUCCAGAUAUUUCCCUGCCUUCUGCAGUGCCUGAAUCCUCAGCUUCUCAGCAAAAGCCCCUCAUCCUUCAUAACCAAAAGCACUCUGCCCCUCAGACCGUGCUUGCUCUCCCUUCACCAUUAGAGUGUCCCAUUCCUAGGACUAGGCAAAAAAGGAGUCAGAAAGCUCCAAUGACUCCUUUGUCCUCAGAACCGAAGAAAAUCCACACAAAGCCCAACGUGAAGACUCAGGAGUCUCCCAGAAUGACUCCUCCGGUUUCUUCACUUGCCCUUGAACCCCACAAUAUCACUCCUAGAGACCAGCCAGUCAGCUCUGAGACCACAUCUCGGGUCACUAGAGGCAGGGCACGUAGGUCCUCUGUCAAGACUCCUGAACUAGGUGUUCCUACUGCCCCUGAGCUUCAGCCUUCUGCUUCCACAGAACAGCGUAUCAUCCCCAAACGCACAUCUCAGGCCACUGGGAGCAGGACACUUAGGUCCUCUGUCAAGACUCCAGAAGCAGGUAUAGCCACCGCUUCUGAGCUGCAGUCUUCCCACACCAUUGAUCAGUCUGUCACUUCUGAGUCCACAACUCGUACCACUUGGGGCAGGACACGUAGGUCCUCUGUCAAGACCCCUGAACCAGUUGUCCUCACAACCCCUGAGCUCCAGCCUUCUGCUUGUGAAAAUCAGCCUGUCACCCCCGAAUUGACAGUCCGUGUCACUAGGAGCAAAGGACAUGGGUCCUCUGACAAGACCCUUGAAUCAGUUGUCCCCCCAGCCCCUGAGCACCAGCUUUACACCCCCACAGACCAAGCUGUCACUCCUGAACCCACAUCUUGGACCACUCGAGGAAGAACAUCCAAGUCUCUCAAGACCUCUAUACCAUUUGUCCCCGUAGCCCCUGAAAACCGACCUUCUACUCCCACUGUUGUCCCUGAGCCCGUUAUUCACACCACUCGGGGCAGGACACGAAGUUCUGCAGGCAAAACCCCUGAACCAGUUCCUCCAGCCACCAGAAUUCAGCCUACUGUCGUCAUAGACCAGCUUGUUCCAUUGGAGAUUGCUCAGGGCAGAACACGUAGAUCUAUUAAAACCCCCAAAUCAGCUAGCCCCCCAAACCCUGAGCUCCAGCCUUCCACUUCCACAGAUCAACCUGUCAUCCCUGAACCCCUAUCUCAAACCACUCAAGGCACAUCUGUGAAGACCUCCCAGUUACCCGAACCCACAUUCCUUGGUCUUGAACAUAUUCCCACAGACCAGUCUGUCAUACCUGAGACCAAAGCUCAGGAUGGUCAGGGCAAGAGGCUGAGGUCUUCAGUAAGCGCUGCUACCUCUGAAUCCCAGUCGCCUGCCCCAAAUCCCACCCCUCAAGCCAACUGCGGCAGGAAGGCAAGGGCCAAUAGGAAACAUGGGUCCCUCGCAGUUACCAUUGUCCAUGAAGUCAGCUCUGUACCUCCUGAGCCUGUUCCUCAGUCCUCAAGGAGCCAGAAACGAGCUGUAAAAACGGCUAAGUCCCUUCAGACCAAACCUGAGCCAGUCUCUCCUCAGCCUCCUGAAACACCCACUCAUGUGCCUGAGGUCCAAAAGAUAGAGGCGACCCAGAGGUCUGGGCACAGCCCAGAGACCCGGCCUAAGGCCACCCAAAGCCAAAAGAGGCCUCUGGUCAUUGUGGAUUCAUCCCCACUUCCAAAACGACUCCAAAGAGGAGAAGUCCCCCAGAAGAUAACAUUCCUCAAGGAAGAGGAAGAAGACACUGCGGAGAAGCCAGGAAAGGAAGAGGAUGUAGUGGUUCCGGAAGCAAGCAAGAGGAAGAGAGCACAGGCUGAGGAGGAGCCAGAGGGGAGAGCGAAGCGCAGUCUCCGGCGCACCAAAUCUAACCCAGAUUCCACAGCCCCUAAAGUGCUCUUCACAGGCGUGGUGGAUGAGCGUGGCAAGCGGGCGCUGCUGGACCUGGGGGGGAGCCUGGCCAAUUCAGUAGCAGAAGCUUCCUACUUGGUGACUGAUCGAAUUCGCCGGACAGUCAAGUUUUUGUGUGCCCUGGGGCGGGGCAUCCCUAUCCUCUCCUUGGACUGGUUGUACCAGUCCCACAAGGCUCGUCGCUUCUUACCUCCGGAUGACUAUGUGGUGAUGGAUCCUGAACAUGAGAAGAACUUUGGCUUCAGCCUUAAGGAAUCCCUGAGCCGGGCUCAGGAGCGAAGGCUAUUGGAGGGCUAUGAGAUUCAUGUGACCCCUGGGGUCCAGCCGCCGCCAGCUGAGAUGGGAGAGAUCAUCAGCUGUUGCGGGGGCACUCUCCUGACCAGCAUGCCCCGGGCCUAUAAGCCUCAGAGAGUUGUGAUCACAUGCUCCCAGGACUUCCAUCGGUGCUCCGUUCCACUGCGAGUUGGACUUCCCAUCCUCUCACCUGAGUUCCUUUUGACUGGGGUGUUGAAACAAGAAGUCAAGCCAGAGGCCUUCAUCUUCUCUGCUUUGGAAAAGGCAUCCACCUGAAUCUGUAUCUCCAGUACCCUCCUCCCAUACCAAUAGAAAAUAUUUGGAAGAAAGAGGUUAGGGUGCUAAGAGAGGAUUGAGGUGUACUAAUCUGAUUUGUCUGGAAACAUGGCAGCACCAAAAAAGAUUAUGGGUCCACAAAGAUAAGGAGAUUUAAAGUGAGAUUCUCUUCAGUGCCCAACCCUAUGUUUGAAUAUCUGUAGUCAGCUCAGAUUUAGCUGAAUCAAUGUCUUACUGCUUCCUGACACACAUGUUGUCUCUCUUCCUCUUUCCUCACUGUGAUACUUUCUCAUCCUUUGUAAGACAGUGAGAACAGUUUUAGCAUCAGAAACUUGAAGAAAUGCCUGAAGUGACAAAGUUCGAGGGUUGAGUUCUGCAAUGUUUCUGAACUUUUCUGAUCCUGUCAUGUUAGAAGUGUCCCUUAGCUUCGCCUUUGAACAAGUCGCUGCACUUUCAUGCUUUUAUAUUAUUUAUAAAAUUAGAGCUUAAGUUCAAGCCUUUCUGAGAAAUAAAUAUUCACUCUAUUCUUA